Molecule: messenger RNA, 243 nt
Organism: Rotaria sordida
Lineage: Eukaryota; Metazoa; Rotifera; Eurotatoria; Philodinida; Philodinidae
Source: the annotation of a GenBank genome assembly
AUGAACCGAAAAGGACGUGAUCAUGAAGGUUAUGUUGUUGGUGGUAUCCAACAACCACGAGCAACUGGUUUUACAGAAAAUAACAAAGUAUUUAAUCCAUUAGACAGUUAUGGUGAUGAACGUAUUACUCAUUAUAAACUUGAUCCAUAUCAAGUCAGAAGCUUACGAGCACGUGAUCCAUUUUUUGACGAUACAACACAUGACAAUAGAGAACAUUUACAAAAGACAGGUGAUCUAUUUUAA